AUGAGCUGUAUGUUUGUAAUUCAAAAAAAUUUGAAAUUAUUUUUAAAAGUAUAAAAGCAAUUAGUGUUAAUUGCCGAUUUAACUUUGAGGUGAAAUACCAAUCUAUUAUUAAAAAUAACGCAAAUGGAUACAGUAAUUAAUGAAAAAAGCGUGUGUGAAUGCAUCAUAUAAUCCAAAAAGUGCUUUUUAUGUCAUUUGUUUGGUAUGAUGUAAACAAAGAUAUAUACUUUUUUCAGUUCUGUUUAUAAUUUUCAACUUUUUACGAUGAACUCAGCAAAUAAAGCUGUUAUUCAAAAUCGGAUUUUAAACCAUCAACAAAUGCAACAACAGCAUGUUUUUGCAAAAAAAGACAUGUUUCUUAUUCCACAAUUUGAUAUUGAAAACAAUCAAAAGAGCAUUAAUGGUCAAGAAGAAAAUCAUGCGUUAAAUUUAUGUUCGUACUCAUCAAGGGAGCAUGUUUCACAAUCUUUGUAUGGAUCGCAAAAUUUUGAAAAUUUAAAUGACCAUUCUCUAAAAAGCACCUUAUGUCCUUUAUAUAACUUUAACAAACCCACAUUUUAUAAGCAAUUAAAUACUAGAGUUACGGAAACGCCUGUUAUAAAAAAUGAACCUACUGACUGGAGUCCCUACGGUGGUAAUUUGAUCAAUAACUCUGAAAACUAUUUAAUCAAUUCGGAUCAAUACUGGAAUAAGGAUGUGAACGAUCAAAAAAGGAAGCGAAUAUCUUAUAACUGCCUACAAAUUAUUGAGCUUGAAAACGAAUUUAUAAAUACGCCCUACAUAUCUCGAGAACGAAGGCUACAGUUAUCAUCUUAUCUAAACUUGACCGAGCGGCAAAUUAAAACGUGGUUUCAAAAUAGAAGGAUGAAAUCAAAGAAAUUAGCAAAAGUAUUCCAACUUCAUUCAAGUAGAGACACAUGUAAAGAUGAAACAUGUAAAGAUAAAACAUGUAAAGAUAAAACAUGUAAAGAUUAAACAUGUAACAAUGAGCCGCAAUAGUUUUUUAAUGUUUUAUUGCCAACUCGGAAUUAUUCUUUGAAAUUUCUUUUGUGUAAAUAUCAUUAUUUAACAUAUUAAUCUAUUUUUAUAGCAAGUCAAAUUAUA
Messenger RNA from Hydra vulgaris (swiftwater hydra), 1104 nucleotides. RefSeq names its product homeobox protein Hox-B10a-like. The record is from RefSeq and is a predicted model, not a curated record. Gene Ontology annotation, biological process: regulation of DNA-templated transcription. NCBI's taxonomy places the organism in Eukaryota, Metazoa, Cnidaria, Hydrozoa, Anthoathecata, Hydridae. Gene Ontology annotation, molecular function: DNA binding; DNA-binding transcription factor activity, RNA polymerase II-specific.